This is a messenger RNA of Panicum hallii, 795 nucleotides long. Its product is annotated as 40S ribosomal protein S20. Gene Ontology annotation, cellular component: cytosolic small ribosomal subunit; ribosome. The transcript is spliced from 3 exons. Gene Ontology annotation, molecular function: structural constituent of ribosome. Gene Ontology annotation, biological process: translation. The record is from RefSeq and is a predicted model, not a curated record. Lineage: Eukaryota; Viridiplantae; Streptophyta; Magnoliopsida; Poales; Poaceae. Bases 99 to 485 code for a protein of 128 amino acids.
UCCUCAAAACCUAGCACUCCCCGCCGCCACCUCCCCUCCGGCUUCCUCGAGGCGAAACCCUAGCGACCGGCCUCCUCUCCGUUUCACCCCACUCAGACAUGGCGGCGGCGGACGUGGCGUACGCGCCGCCGAUGAAGUCCGGCAAGGCGGGGUUCGAGGGGACGCUGGAGCCGCAGCACAGGAUCCGCAUCACCCUCUCCUCCAGGAGCGUCAAGAACCUCGAGAAAGUCUGCGGCGAUCUGGUGAAGGGUGCCAAGGGUAAGCUGCUGAGGUUGAAGGGCCCCGUCCGGAUGCCCACCAAGGUGCUCCACAUCACCACCAGGAAGUCUCCAUGUGGCGAAGGCACCAACACCUGGGACCGUUUUGAGAUGAGGAUUCACAAGAGGGUGAUUGAUCUUGUCAGCACACCAGAUGUGGUCAAGCAGAUCACCUCCAUCACCAUUGAGCCUGGUGUGGAGGUCGAGGUGACAAUCAGUGACGCGUAAUGUGGUAGCCAGCAUCUUAUUGUUUCAAAGGAUUGGAAAUGCAACUGAACAGGAUGUUUUGAGAGUUUCUAGCGUGAGAAAACUCAGUCUAGCAGAGGAAUUCCCUCCUAAUCGAUAGUUUAUUCACAUCAGAAUUGUUAAGCCCAUCGAGGUUUUGCGGCAUGCUAGUCUGUUUUGGUGGAUGUUAUGCAUGAGUGGAAUACUUGAAUGAUUACUGAAUGCUCCUAAUGGGUUUUCAUAUUAUUAAUCUGUUGUUUUCUUGCCUUCUGUCCAGUCUGUUUUUACAGAUAAAUCCAAUUGACUUUCAUCA